AUGCCCCCAUCCUGCUGCGUCUCUGGUUCACUGCCUGUCGCUGGGCUGCGGGCUUCUCGUCACCUCUGGCAGGAAAACUAUUUAAUUCCUCCCUCACUCUUCUUCUGUUCUUGCUUCCUCCUCCUCGACCUUUCCUCUCUUCCUCUUCUGCCUCCUCUUCGGCUUCCAUCUUCAUCUGCUUCAUACACAAGGGAGAGCAACCCCAUCUUCGUCUCUGGCUCUUUGCUUAUCCCAUUCUUACCUGGUUCUCUUACCUUUGUCUUUACCCGCCUACCCACCUGCCCAUCUGCCUACUUGAGAGUGUUUCUGGCCACGGCUUCUUGCCCCGCUAUCGAGCCCAGAGGUUCAUGGGAACCAUGUGCCUGGGCCCCGCCCCACGAUGAACAACCCUCAUGA
Messenger RNA from Trichoderma asperellum CBS 433.97, 396 nucleotides. The record is from RefSeq and is a predicted model, not a curated record. Lineage: Eukaryota; Fungi; Ascomycota; Sordariomycetes; Hypocreales; Hypocreaceae.